Gadus morhua (Atlantic cod) is the source of this 3937-nucleotide messenger RNA. Its product is annotated as solute carrier family 23 member 1. Gene Ontology annotation, molecular function: transmembrane transporter activity. Lineage: Eukaryota; Metazoa; Chordata; Actinopteri; Gadiformes; Gadidae. The coding region runs from base 665 to 2518 and encodes 617 amino acids. Gene Ontology annotation, biological process: transmembrane transport. The record is from RefSeq and is a predicted model, not a curated record. Gene Ontology annotation, cellular component: membrane. The transcript is spliced from 12 exons.
AUUAUUAUAGUUUUUGGUUAUUUCAUGUAUUUACUUUGGCUCGUUGGGAGCCCACUUGCUGGUUGGAGGGGUGUGACAGGCAUGGGAAACUCAAGGGCUGCACAUGACCGGUAGGCUGCGACACUAAAUCGACCCCCCCCGUGUGCGCGGUGAAGCCUAGCCUGGACCAGUCAGAGCAAGGGGAGCAGAGACUACAGUAGAGUCCCCAGCAGGAGCGUUCCCUCAUUCCCCCGGGAAAUGCGUAGUCGCAAGCGUGUACAAAUAGAAAAAGAGCUUGUUUUUCCUUCGGUUUUUAACUUUUUUCGCUGUUUACUACGCUCUCUGAAGGUUCGAGAGUCCACCUGAUCCUCUCUCUCAAGUGCUCUUGUUCUCUCUCUCUCUCUCUCUCUCUCUCUCUCUCUCGCUCUCUCUCUCUCUCUCUCUCUCUCUCUCUCUCUCUCUCUCUCUCUCUCUCUCUCUCUCUCUCUCUCUCUCUCUCUCUCUCUCUCGUUCCCUCUCUCUCUCGUUCCCUCUCUCUGCUCACCUGGAUCAAGGAAUGGUCUUUCAAAAGUUCCUCUUCUGAACCACUCCCCAAGAUUUCUUGUCUUUUUUUUUUCAAUUGCUAUUAUUUUUUUCUAACAAUCGUUGUAAAAAGUUUUUUUUAUUUCUGGAUCUGGAUUCGACCAUGCAUCUUUCUACGGAGCACAAGAUUGAGCUAGGACUGACAGAACAAGGCAUGGACAACCUUGCCUUCGCCGGCCCUGAGGUUGAGGACCAGCUACGGAGUGACAGCACUGGGGUUUCCGGCACCCCCUCGAGGGUAGAGCUGGCGGAGGAGGUGCAGGAGGAGCAGGAGGAGGUGGGGAAGGGUCAGGAACUGGUGUACUCCCUCAACGACCGACCCCCGUGGUACCUCUGCAUCCUUCUGGGAUUCCAGCACUACAUCCUGGCGUUCGGGGGCAUCAUCGCCGUGCCCCUCAUCCUGGCAGAGCCCCUCUGCAUAGGGGACAACAACACCGCCAAGAGCGACCUCAUCUCCACCAUCUUCUUCGUAUCGGGGCUGUGCACCCUGCUGCAGACCUCCAUCGGGACCAGGUUACCCAUACUCCAGGGAGGUACUUUCAGCCUGAUCACCCCCACGCUGGCCAUCUUGGCCCUCCCUAAGUGGCAGUGCCCAGUCGCUGGGACCCCGACCAUGGACCUGGGAAACACCACCACACCCCUGGCCACGGAGGACCCAGACCAGUUGUGGAUGACCCGGCUACGGGAGAUCCAGGGGGCCAUCCUGGUGUCGUCCCUGCUACAGGUGGUCCUGGGCCUGACGGGACUCGUGGGCCUGGUGCUGCGGUUCAUCGGCCCCCUGGCCAUCGCCCCCACCAUCAACCUCAUUGGCCUGUCACUGUUCAUCGAGGCUGGGAAGAAGUGCGGCGCCCACUGGGGCAUAGCAGCCUUAACGGUGGGUUUGAUCAUUCUGUUCUCUCAGUAUCUGAGCAAGGUCAACGUUCCCAUGAUUACCUACAAGGACAAGAAGUGGACAAUCUUUCAGUAUCCCCUCUUCAAACUGUUCUCUGCGUUGUUCGGGAUGUGUGGUGGCUGGUUGGUCUGCUACCUAUUGACCGUCUUCGAGGUUCUGCCCUCCAAGUCGGACCAGUACGGAUACUCUGCCCGGACCGACAUCAACCUGGACGCCGUGAGCAGUGCUCCGUGGUUCCGUGUUCCUUACCCAGGUCAGUGGGGGGUCCCCACCGUCAGCGUGUCGUCCGUGCUGGGGAUGACAGCUGGCGUGCUGGCCUCCACCAUGGAGUCCAUCGGCGACUACUACGCCUGCGCCCGCCUCUCCGGGGCCCCGCCCCCACCCACGCACGCCAUCAACCGGGGCAUCGCGGUGGAGGGCCUGGGCUGCAUCCUGGCCGGGCUGUGGGGCACGGGGAACGGCACCACGUCGUACAGCCAGAACAUCGCCGCGCUGGGGAUCACCAAGGUUGGCAGUCGACUCGUUCUUCAGACCACGGGAAUCCUGAUGAUUCUUCUGGGAAUCUUCGGAAAAUUCGGAGCAGUCUUCAUCACCAUUCCAGAGCCUGUUAUUGGAGGGAUGUUCCUGGUGAUGUUUGGAAUGAUUGCAGCUGUGGGAAUAUCCAACCUUCAGUACGUGGACCUGAACUCCUCCAGGAACCUCCUCAUUCUGGGCUUUUCCACGUUCAGUGGCCUGGUCCUACCGACGUGGUUCAACUCCAACCCUGGUGUCAUCGACACAGGAGUGAAAGAGCUGGACCAAGUUAUUUUGGUGCUUUUUACCACCCACAUGUUCAUUGGAGGUUUCCUCGGAUUCGUUUUGGACAACACCAUUCCAGGGAGUGAGAAAGAGCGGGGAAUAAAGAGCUGGCGUAAGAAGGUCCAGGAGAACGGACAGGGCCAUGCGGUUAACCAGUCCUGUUACGACAUCCCCUACUGCAACGCCAUCUUCCAGCGCUUCAAAUGCUUCCAGUACCUGCCGUUCCUCCCCUCCUACAGAGAGCCCAGGAGGAAAACCUCAAAGUGAGCCUAGCCAAAGUGGUGCUGAAAAACAACCUUCAUUCUGGGAUUCAGCUGGUUCCAUGGCUUUUGGUAGCACACUAUAUAAAGAAGGGGGCAGAUGGGAUAGUGUGUUCUGAAUUAUGACAUUUUAAGGAAUUGUGUCCGUUAUAUGGUUGAAAUUCAAGCCUAUGUUACAGGUAAAGCUUUGGAAAUAAAUUAAAAUGUCUACAUUUCAAAGGAUCGGUCAACCUGAAGCUGGACCUUAUUUACCAAUCAUUCUCAUGGGCGUUGAGAUGUUGUAGGAAGAGAAAAUGUAAUUGAGAGAUAGAGAGCAGAGGGAUGGUUUUGUUUGACUUCAGAAAGCUUAGAUAAUUUCCCUUUCAUGAUAAAUUAAAUCUGAGCCGGUCUGUGGUUAAAACAAACUACAGCGUUCUCGCUUAAUCCUGGACCAAUUUCCAAAAUUGUUGCCACGUUGGUCCCUUAAACCGAACAUGAGGGGAAUAUUUGGUUGGGUGUCAGGUUGAAAAAUGUCAAAGUUCUCCUCUAACACCUUACCUUUGAAACUUGAUACAGACUAAAAUAACAACACAUUCAAGGACUUUAUAAUGCCUUUAAGCAAGUAAAUAAUUCUGAAGUAAGCAUUUGUAAACUUCUAUCAAAAGUGAUGUAUGGCCUUGGAGCAAAGCUCAGUGCAAACCAAAAGACCAAAAGAAAAGGUGUCUACUACAGAAUAUUCUUUAAUUCCUGCAAUAACAAGAAUUAAUUAAAUAUCUUUCUCCUCUAAUGCUUUCAGACAAUCCUCAAGGGAGAAAACUGAUUCAUUUACAAACUAUAUAAAUUACCGCAGUCCUGAAAUACAAAUACUUUUGACAAGUUUUUGAAUAUAUAUUAUAAGUCAAUUAAUCAUUAAAUCCAAUUUUGAUAUUUAAUCACAGAAAGCAGAACAUAUCUAAAUCUGUAAAAGAUGUGUUUUAAUUUGAGGUACAAAUUCAGAAUAAUUUGUCAAGCGGACAAUUCUGAACAGGAUUCUACUCAUAUCUUUUUGAAAUUUUCUCAAUGGAAAACUAAAGUUAAAGCUAUUUAUGUUGUCCUAUUUGUGUUGCUACGGCUACAGUCUGCUGUAAUGUCCAUACAUGGGCAUAUGUCAAGCAAAUGACCAAUGUUAUAGAUAAUAAUAAUCUAAUAAUAAUAAUAAUAAUAAUAAUAAUACAUACAUUUUAUAGUUGGUGUUUCAUUAACUUAAAAUGUGCAUUUCAAAUAUUUGCAUCUUUAUGUAUUUAUUUUAAUUUACCCAGUUUUACACUUGAAGCUUGUUGUUGCUUGUUUGCAGACCUUAAAAUAACUAAUAUAUAAAUAUACCAUGAAACCAGUACAAGUGAAAAAAACAUACAUUCUGUAUUCUUAUUGCAUUCUUAUUACGAUAUAUAUAUAUAUAUAUAUAUAU